Colletes gigas is the source of this 2540-nucleotide messenger RNA. RefSeq lists its product as uncharacterized. Bases 47 to 2056 code for a protein of 669 amino acids. Gene Ontology annotation, molecular function: lipase activity; protein binding. The transcript is spliced from 6 exons. The record is from RefSeq and is a predicted model, not a curated record. Gene Ontology annotation, biological process: lipid metabolic process. NCBI's taxonomy places the organism in Eukaryota, Metazoa, Arthropoda, Insecta, Hymenoptera, Colletidae.
UGCCGCGGAAGCCGGUAUGGUGUCUCGUUGAGAGAAAGUGUCAGGUAUGUCCGUGAUGUCUCGAGGUUCGCCCUGGUGCUGGACCGCGCCAGGGACGAGGAAAUCCACUGUUUGUCUGGCACUCGCCAUCCUCGUCGGUUUGUUAUCGCGAGGUGUCGUCGCUGAGAAGAGUAAAAAAUAUCAGAUGAGCGACGUAUGCAAGAAGUACUUCAUGGGGGAUCUCUAUAGAAAGACAGAAGGGGCCGUUCUAAUAUCGCAAAACGAGAGGGAUCUAGACUGCACGAUCACGUUCCAAACGCACAGUAUCCUUCAGCGAUUUAUGCUACGUUUCGACCAGCUGCAACUGGAUUGCAACGAUCAUCUGUACAUCUACGAUGGCGCGCACGCGGUCAGCAGUUACAAGGCGGACCUGUCCUGCAGGAACACGAAGCAGACUGUGGGCGCGAUUUAUACCCGCACGAACUUUGUGACACUGAAAUACAUCACCGACUCCUGGGGCACCAACGCAAACGGCUUCCGUCUCGUUAUCACCGCAGUCAAGGAUCCUAAACACACCUGCAAAGACUUCCGGUGCACCCAGAACGAGUUCUGCAUCGAAACGGACCUUAUUUGCGACGGGGUGAAUCACUGCGGCGACGGUUCUGACGAGGCCACCUCGAACCUCUGUGCCAACUCCGAGGUGUCUACGAUCCUGGGCAUGCAGACGACCUGGUUCGCGGUCGCCCUAAUUUUUCUGAUACUGAGCGUAGCGGGCCUGGUCACGGCGGCAGUUCUCUGCUUUUGCAGACAACGCGCCGCGACCCCCAGGCUCCCUCACAACGCGCACAACGCCCAGACUCAUCCUCCGGUCAGCUUCCCAUGGAUUCCGGGCUCGUCGAGGCGCUACGUGCUGAUCCAACGUCAAGUUUCCCUCGCGGCUCGCUCGCUAGUUUCGCGCGGACAGUCGAGCGGAAUCGCCGAGAGGCUUCGAUCCUCGCGACCAGUCGUUCCUAUCAACAUGGACCUUUGGAUCCUUCGGAAAGCGAUCGCGGCGUGUCUGGCGAUGAUCGUUCUGACGUCCGGAUCCGCAAUGGCAGACCAAACGCAGCCGUUCGUCGUGAGCAACACGCUAGACCAAGGCUCGCCAGGGAGGGACUACUUCAUAGGCCCGUGUCUGGUGAACAGCAACCAAACGUGCCCUGACAAGGAGGUGACGUUCUUCCUGUACACCCAGAGGAACCUCGAGGUGGGCCAGCAGAUCCUGGUGGACGAGAUCGGCUCGAACUUGGGGGACACGAACUUCGUGUCAUCGAAUCCAACGAAAUUCAUCGUCCACGGUUAUGACUCUGACAUGCAACUGUCUUAUUUGGUAGACGUGCGCACGGAGUACCUGAAAAGCUACGAUUACAACGUGAUCGCGGUGGAUUGGCACCGUUUGGCCCAGGCGCCCUGUUACCCGAUCGCAGUUCGUAAUGUGCAGCACGUGGGCGACUGCGUGGCACAGAUGGUUCGAAGAAUCAGGGACGCUGGCGCGGUGGACAUACACGCGAUCGGGUUCAGUCUCGGGGCGCACGUGCCUGCGUACGCCGCGAACGCUCUGCGUCCUUACAAAAUGCCCAGAAUCACCGGUUUGGACCCAGCCAUGCCUCUGUUCGUCACCACGGAUAAGGACCACAAGCUGGACGCGUCCGAUGGAGAGUUCGUCGACGUUUACCAUACGAACGCGUUCAUCCAGGGUAAGGUCGAGAUGAGCGGCGACAUAGACUUCUACAUGAACGGAGGCAUCAACCAGCCAGGCUGCUGGGAGGACGGGAACAACCCAUUCGGCUGCGACCACCACAGGGCGGUCAUGUACUUCGCCGAGUCCAUAAACACGAAAGUAGGUUUCUGGGGCUGGCGUUGCGGAGGAUUCGUCCCUUAUCUCCUGGGCCUCUGUCCGCCGAGGUACCCAGCCGUUUUGGCCGGCGAUAAAGUGGACGAGAGAAACAGGGGCUUUAAUUUGGUGAGGACCAACUCGAAGAGCCCGUACGCCAUGGGUAAUUUCACCGUGAACCGGUUGGAUAUGUCGUAUAUGUAAGGCUGAAGGACCCACGGUGUUAAUGUCGAGAGAUAAGGCUGGUUCGAUAACGUACCACGGCGGACGCAAUUCUUCGUCCCCGAUCGGGACCAAACGGGACACGCGUGGCGGAAUCGAACCGAACGAGAGUUUCCGGCCAAUUCUUGGGAGAAAGUUCGCCAGACUCUCUGAGAGUUCGCCGACUGAGGAACGUGUUCUAUACGAAGGUCAGGGAAACCCGAGCACCCGGUGCCCCGCUAAUCGAUAUUUCGUUCGACAAGGAAAAAGAAACCGAGCGAGGCUAAACUGGACGAUUUUAUUUCAGAUUUAAAUGGCUGGGCCCGGAGGUGAAACGAGUUUUUUUAGAGUUUUGGUACAUAUAUGCGUUUCGGUGCUUUGUUGUUAAAUUUAUUCGGCAGCAUUCUGUGAACAAUGAAAGGACUUUUGUUAACAGUGAGAAUAUUUUAGAAUGUUUAAUUAAAAAUAGAUUUCUUGUAUUAUUUAU